UGCAGGAAAUCCAGCCAGCCCAAGGUUCGCGGGAGUAAACAAAUGGGGAGAUGUAUCGGAAAUGAAAGUUCCGGGCACAAUGUCUGCAUCAUCGCAACUACCCUGCUGGAGUCUACGUCAGCCAUCAUCACGCAUCCCGUCAUCUAUGUCAACCGUCAUGCCAAUCGUCAUCAUUAUCAGCUUGCUGUCACGGUUCUAGUCAUCUGGAGGGACGACAUGACAGCCGUUGACUGAGAGCUGCAGACAACGACACGGGUAGGAAAUAGGCAAACACAGAGGAAGUAGCAGACAGAUGGGCAAGCGUGAGAGACUCGGCGCUCGCAAGGAUCAGAAGAGUGAAGGUAAAGACCCUGAUGGCUGUCCCAGGCAAGCAGGGCAUUGUGCGGCCUGGACAGAUUUUCCCGCACUUUCUGGAUUCAAGCAACCCACUGACACGACACAAAUCUGCAUCCAAUUUGUAGACUUUACGCAGACCAGUCAAAUCCCGCACUUUCUGAAGAAAUGGGCGAGCGUCGGUAGCUUCAACUUCAAGCUGAUUCCAAAAAAUGCCACCAAAACUUUCUGCAACCUCCGGUUCCUCCUAACCCGGGCACUCGAUACCACCACGUUGGAUACAUCCGUCAUCUCACACUGGUUUCAGCAUUCCCGCACCACGUGCACCAUAUACAUAUAUUCUUUUCGCUCAGUCCCCAUGUCCGUCAUAGGCUUCACAAGUUAUCUAUCCAUACCCGCUGGCAUAUUCACUUACUACGUCCCCAGCAAUAUUUUACACAGCCUGAAUGAUUUGCAUUUGGCUCUACAUGAUUCUGCGUGCAUACUGUAGCUUGCAGAUUUACUAAUAGCAUCCCCCUAAUCCUGUUGGUUGAAA
Suillus bovinus is the source of this 868-nucleotide messenger RNA. RefSeq lists its product as uncharacterized. The record is from RefSeq and is a predicted model, not a curated record. The coding region runs from base 293 to 823 and encodes 176 amino acids. NCBI's taxonomy places the organism in Eukaryota, Fungi, Basidiomycota, Agaricomycetes, Boletales, Suillaceae. The transcript has 2 exons.